This is a messenger RNA of Scleropages formosus (Asian bonytongue), 3278 nucleotides long. It is a transcript of the gene blnk, whose product is annotated as B cell linker. Bases 761 to 2281 code for a protein of 506 amino acids. Gene Ontology annotation, molecular function: protein binding. The record is from RefSeq and is a predicted model, not a curated record. NCBI's taxonomy places the organism in Eukaryota, Metazoa, Chordata, Actinopteri, Osteoglossiformes, Osteoglossidae. Gene Ontology annotation, biological process: intracellular signal transduction; cell surface receptor protein tyrosine kinase signaling pathway. The transcript has 23 exons.
UGAAUCUCAGAUGAGGUUACUUUCACGUGGUCAGUAACCGAGGCCACAUUAAGGGCUCAGUCCUUAUGUCUCACAGAGAACGCGUCACUAGAAGAGUUACGUUAAGAUUGCAUGUUUGCGUUCACUAGUUGAUCAUGUUACUUUCCAGUUCAGCAAUGAGACAGACUUGAACAUUUGCAUUACUUAUGUGUUGUGAAAUAGAAAGCUAAAAAGCAGAAGUGCUUCAUCCUGCAGAUGGAAAACAAUUUAAAAAGCUUUGGUUUCGCACCGAAACUGUACAGAAUGCAGGAGGGCAAAAAAUGAGCGGGUUCCCGGAGGCACGAACAUUCAUGGACUCACGAACUAAGACAGACGACAGGUGCCACGUGGGCAACUCUGUCUAAACGGGUCUUCGCUGGGACAGUUUUGCCUGCUGACAUGGUGACCGUAUAUGACCGUAAAGUGGGCAAGGAGCACAGACGGUAACGGCACAUGCUUGCAGUGUGUAAAGACAUCACAGUUCAGCUCACACCCAUGUGCGUGUUCUCUGCCCUACACGAAAAGUCAUGUCUCACUAAAAGUUACGCCUUGUGGGCCGUGCUCUGCAACUCAGGAAGUGUGCUGUCUCAUGAGAGGCAGCUGUGGAGGGCUGUGGGCACUUUGCAGCUCCCUCGUGGCGCAGCGUAGGGUACGUACACCGUCGGCGUGCAGCUCGAAGGCGAACUCCAUCCUUGAGGAGAACUGGAACAGAAAGGGCAGCCGGCUUCUCGUCUCGUGAAGAAUGGACAAACUAAAUAAAUUCACUGCUCCUGCAACUGAGAAGAUCAGGCAGCUCCAGAAGAUGGUCCAGGAUAUCAAGAAGAAUGAUGGAAGCAUCAUGAACAGACUGAAGAGGUUUCAGAAUGAACAAGCAGCUUUUAUACGCAAAACUGGGAGAAAUACAUGGGACCGAUUUAAAAGCAAACCUCCACCAAAGGUGCCUGUCAGGGACUACAGUCCCGAUGAUGACCAGGAGGGUGACCAGUGGUCGGGCUCUGAGUUUGACAGCGACACGUACGAGGAUCCGCAGGAGAACAACGAUGACAGCUACGAGCCGCCCCCCUGCGAGAGGAACAAGAGGAUAUUCCCUCCCGCCUCAUCCGCACCCUUUUCCAAAGGUGAAUACAUAGACAGCCGAGACAGGCCUGGUGAGAGCAGCGGCGACAGGCGUGGCGACAGGCGUGGCGACAGGCCGGGCGACAGGCCGGGAGACAGGCCGGUCCAGCCCCCCCGGAAACCAAUCCUCCCCCCGGAGAGGCCCGCUGCUGUCCGGCCCGACAACGAUGAUGAGGACUACAUUAACCCCGAAGAUGAAGAUGAUAACUACAUUGAUCCUUCAGAGAAGCCUGCUUCAGAUGCGAAACAGGGAGCAAAACGAAAGGAGGGGAGCCCGUCCAACAGAAGAGGAGCAGCGGUUCGGACACACAGCCCAGAUGUGUAUGAGGUACCGGACCCAGAGGAAAACUGCCCACCAAACAACAGACCAAGUGUCCAUCUAAGAAUUUCUGCUCAAAGCCUGCCCCCUGUAGCCAGUCCCAGAAUCCUCUCCAAGAAACCUCUUCCCAGUCCAAAACCACAGGAUGAAGACGAGUAUGAAGUGUGCGAUGCAGAUGAAAGUGACAGCGUUGACCAGGAAGACGUCCCGGUCCUCCCACUGAAAGCCCCGGCACCUCGGCCCAGGGACCUAAAGAGCCCAAAUCCGCCCCUGAAGCCGAAACCUGUCAUAAACACAGAGAGUGAAGCCAAACCAGUGCCCUUGAAGCGCGACAUCCCAAAUGCAACGCCUUCAUCCUCCUGCAGUAGUCUGGCAAAAACACGGUCCCCGUGCCUGCGGGAGGCCUCCUCUCCUAAACCCCCCGUGGAACAAAGGAGCCAAAGCGCGAACAAGCCGAGCGCCGACGAGAAGGAUGCAGGUGUCUAUCAGAAACCAUGGUAUGCAGGAUCCUGCGAUCGCAAGACGGCAGAAGAUGCUUUGACCCGCUCAAAUAAGGACGGGUCAUUCAUGGUGAGAAAGAGCUCUGGCCAGGACGUCCAGCAGCCGUACACGCUGGUGGUGUUUUACAAGAACAGAGUGUACAACAUCCCAGUGCGGUACAUUCAGUCUUUACAUCAGUACGCUCUGGGCAGGGAGAAGAAGGGAGAAGAGCACUUCAGCAGCGUCUGCAGCAUCAUCGAGAACCACCAGAAGAAGGCCCUGGUUCUCAUCGACAGUCAGAAUAACACCAAGGACUCCACCAAACUUAGCCAUGCUGUGAAACCCUAGUAGGGCAGCCGUACCAAGGAAGGGGGCAACCAAGGGCUUCCCUGUCACAGGCAAGCAGAACGAGACCACGUGCCGACGGACCACACACCACCUGGUUGUAGGCAUAAAACUGAAUUGCGAUAUCAUCGCUGCUCUGCUUGUUACCAAAAAAUGUUUUCAUAAGUUCACGAAAAAUCAAAUGCUCACUCGUUCAUUUCAUUUCUGACAAUGUCUUAUCCUAAUGCUGGGUUGCAGUGGUCUGGAGCCUAUUUUGGAGGCACAGGCCCCCAGCUAUGGUACCCUCCCCCAGCUGAGCUACUAGUCCACCGCAAGGCACGAACGAACAAAUCAUGCAGAAUGUUUGUUCUUAUUUGGUUUAAAUUAAGAACAUAUAAAGUGAGUUGUUGCUAAAAUUGACAUAAUACAUGUACAGUACAUGCUUACAUUAUGGUUAAAAUAUGGCCCAGUAAAAAUAGUUGGCUAAAAAGAUGGAUUUCUAACUUUGUACAGAGAUUGAAGUCAAGCUCUACUAGCAAAAGGAAAACGCGACCAACUAUUAAUUAGGUUCCUUGUCAUUUCUUUUAACAGUUAAAGAUGAUUUCCAGUUCAGAUGUUUCACUUUUCUAAUGGUCAUUUGAAUUUUAUCUUAAGAUUUAAUUGAUACUGUAAAAAGAGAUCUAAUUAUUUAAUGCUGCAUGGUAAGACAGUGAAAGUGUAAUUGCAAGUUAACGAAAUGUUAUGGUACAGUAUACCACUUAACUUACAAAAUAUACUUUGUAUGUAGCAUUAGACCUAUUCUGUUUUUAGACUGACUGUACAAAGAUGGUCCAGAAAAAAAUAAACAGUACAAGCACAGCAAUCCAGAAUGUCUCAUUCUCAAAGUAUUUACAUUUAUUACAAUUUUGUUCUAACACAAUACCACCAGGGAGUUAUACAUACAGUACAAUAUAGUGUCAAUCUGUAACAGCUUUUCAGGCACUUUGUGUAAAAAAAUAGAUUUUUUAAGAGAACCCAUCAC